UAGUUAGAAGCAAGGCCUUUGAGAUUCUUCGUAUAGACAGUAGUGAAUUUGAACCCACCGACCUUGUCUUGUAUGCGUAAACUGUAUUCAGAAAAAUGAUAGAUAUUACUUUUAAUAAAAAAAAAAUUACUUUUAAUAUAGACUGAGUUGAAGUUACUUCAUUACUGCUUUACACAAAUUCAAUAGCUUUUGUUUAUUCUGUUGUUUCCCUACAACUUCCACGGAUCUAAUUUAUUCAGUUUUUACAAUUGAACGAAUGCAAAAUUGUUCUUUAUGAAUCCAUAUGAGACGGAUUUAUACAAAGUAACUCCCAUUCCCGGAAAAGGAAUGGGUAUGGUUGCGAAAAUUGACAUUCCUGCAGGUACAAGGAUAUAUUCAGAAACGCCUUUAAUAAGGACCAAAAGUGAUGCGAAAGAGAUUGAAGAAGCGCUUUCAUCAAGAACAAAAGAAGAAAAAGAUGCUUUUCAUAACUUGUUUAAUGCGCAUCCUAAAACAAUGGGCCCUUUUUUAGGACCCUUUUAUUCCAACGCUCUAACGAUUGAUGAAAGUAAAGGUGGAAUGUUUCUCUUAGGUUCAAGGAUGAAUCAUGAUUGCAGUCCAAAUGUAAAACAUACUUGGAAUCCAAAACUGGACCAAGUUACUGUUCACUCGGUUCGUGAUAUCCAUAGAGGCGAGGAAAUUUUGACUACUUAUAUUGAUUUACAUAAAAGUCGAAAUGAAAGGAGAAAAGUUUUGUUGGAACAUUUUGGGUUUCCCUGUAGCUGCAGUGCAUGCUCAGUUAAUAACAAAAAGGAAGCCAAGAUAAGCGACAUCCGAAGAAAGCAGCUAGCAUACUAUGACCGGACAAUGCCAAAAAUGUGUAUUAUGAACCCCAGAGGAGCGCUUCGUGCCUUGCGGCACAGGAUUUUACUUGCUCAUCAAGAACGCCUAUUUGGGCGAAUAGAUAUUAUUUCAUAUUUAGACGCUUUUCGAACAUGUGUAGUGCAUGGUGAUUUUGAGAGAGCUUCUAAUUUUGCAAAAAGAGGUCUUGAAGCUCUUGUGCUUUGUGAAGGUACUGACUCUACUCGUUAUGAGUCCAUUUUAAAUUAUCUUACACAUCCGGAGCAGCAUCCUUUGGCAGAAGGGGUACGCCCUAUAACAUUGGUCCCGCUGGACGAAUUCAAAGAUCCAGAAGACUCAUUAUGGGGUUGUGAAAUGGAAGAGGAUGUAUAUAGUGAUAGUGAUUAGAAGUUCGUUUGGUAUUGGUGUACUCUAAAUUUAUAAACAGUGGAAUGUUUUUGGAAAAAACAUGGGACUUGUGAAUUUCACAAGCAAUGCGAUUUUUUGUGGAAGUGAAUACAAUAUGUACAUCUUCAUACAAUAAUAGUAAUUCAUGGUCGGAUUCUACUGUUUCAUCAGGAAUGUUGAUACUCAUGCACUACAUAUGUAAAUUCUUUAUAUAAUGAUAAUCUUUUGAGAACCAUUGACUUUCAAUUUUUUU
This is a messenger RNA of Schizosaccharomyces octosporus yFS286, 1480 nucleotides long. Its product is annotated as histone lysine methyltransferase Set5. Gene Ontology annotation, molecular function: protein binding. The transcript has a single exon. Lineage: Eukaryota; Fungi; Ascomycota; Schizosaccharomycetes; Schizosaccharomycetales; Schizosaccharomycetaceae. Bases 274 to 1227 code for a protein of 317 amino acids. The record is from RefSeq and is a predicted model, not a curated record.